Messenger RNA from Musa acuminata AAA Group (dessert banana), 5364 nucleotides. RefSeq lists its product as uncharacterized. Bases 180 to 1385 code for a protein of 401 amino acids. The transcript is spliced from 4 exons. The record is from RefSeq and is a predicted model, not a curated record. NCBI's taxonomy places the organism in Eukaryota, Viridiplantae, Streptophyta, Magnoliopsida, Zingiberales, Musaceae.
UUUCCCCGCACAAAUUCCAUGUGUUUUCUACUUCGUUUUGUGGAAGACGGAGAAGCCAGCGAAGAAGAGGAGGGGGGAGGAGAACGAAAGAAACAAGAAAGGAAUUCCAAGAGCAGUCGGUUUCAAUUAAUCGAUCGCCCUCGUUGUUUCUAUCAUAAGGGCUUGAAAGAAGGAUUACCAUGAGAUUCAAGAAGGGGAAUAAGGUGGAGGUUUGGAGCAGGAGGGAGCUUGCAUCAGGCUCAUGGUGGAGUGCCGAGAUCAUCUCGGGUAAUGGGCAUAACUAUUCUGUGAGAUAUGAUGGGUAUCCAACAGACAGCAGUGUGGCAGUGGAUAGAGUGCCAAGAAAGGCCAUCAGACCCUGCCCUCCACCUGUGGAAGGCCUGAAGGAUGUGAAGUCUGGAGAUGUUGUCGAGGUGUUUGACAAUAAUUCAUGGAAGCUUGGUGAAGUUUUGAUGGUUGUCGAUAAGAAAUACUGUUCUGUGAGGCUCAUUGGAUCCUCUAGGGAGUUCAGAACCCAUAAUUCUCACAUAAGGAGACAUCUUUCUUGGCAGGACGAGCAGUGGGUGGCGAUUCAUAAGGAUUCUGGAAAACAACAUGGUGGAAUUCUAAACAGUUCAUCAAGAGGAGAGAAGUUGGGUUACCGUAAGCCUCAGUCAUGUGUAGAGAUGGUUAAUUCUUCUGGAAAGAGCCGUUUUCCUAUUGGAAGUCAUGAUUUUCCUGAGAAUACAAGAUGGGUUCUCCCAAGAGGCAUGAAGAAAAGGCCAUUGGAUUUAUCUAUUCCUUCAGAGAUGUGCAAUGAUGGUAGAAGAAAGACAAGGGCAGUCGAGAAAGAUGGGAAGUGUCACAGAAUGAUUACCAAGCGUCCAAUACAGUGUUUCGAAAAGGUAGAUGCUGUUGCUUCCACAGGAAGACUGCUGGGUGAAAAAUACAUUCAUUCUUACUCAAACAACAGAACAAUUGGUUCCUAUAGAGGAAGCGGACUACCAAGUUCAGAUAAACAUAAUUGUGAACCUAGUGAUGCUGAAAGCACUUCAUCCUCUGUUGGUAGUUGUAGUCCAAGCAGCAGUCCAUGUAGGUCACUGCAGCAUCAUAUAACCUAUCCUUCCCAAGAAUUGUAUAGCCAAUAUGAUCAUGCUGAAACUUCUUGUGAUUUGGAUAGAGAACCAUCUAUUUCUUGGAAGGAUGAGUUGCAAGCAGAAAUUCAUGAACUAGAGUUGAAUGCAUACCGGUCCACCUUGAUAGCUUUAUAUGCUUCUGGCCCUAUAAGUUGGGAACAGGAAGCAUUGAUGACAAACCUACGUCUAAUGUUAAAUAUAUCAAAUGACGAACACUUAGUGGAGCUAAGGAACUUGAUACAUUUUGAAAUGGCCACCAGAAACUCAUAGUUGACUAGAAGAAAUGCUUAGUAUCUGCGAAGUUACCAAUUAACCCGAGGAUUGUUUCAAUAUUUUGUUCAAUUUGUAAGAUGGAGGAAUCAGAAAUGUAGCUGCAUAUUAAAUAUUCAUAUUGAUUUCCUAAAGUCACUUUCUGUGGCAUCUUUUUGUAUUACAAACAUUUAUGUCUAUGAACUAUGAAGCAUCUUCUUAAUGAAGCUCUUUUUUACUCUGAACUUGGUUAUUACUUUUUCAAAUUUCUUGUGAUCUCAUUUUGUAGCAACUUUAUUAAACCAUAGUUCUCUGUGUAUGCAUGUUGGAAUAUAUAUAUCAACAUGAUCUGAUCAUGAGAUUUCAUUGUUAAUUUGAAUCUAUGUCCUAGUAGAAAUCUGUUUUGCACCACAGAUGUGAAUUUACUGUCAUGAGGUUUAUCCAUCUUUAUGCUGCAGAUCCACUUGUUUAACUCCAAUUAAGUGUUCCAUAUUGUGGAUAUAAUUGACACUUACUAUGCCUCUUCCAGGGCCAAAAUUGGAGGCUCCCAAACUUUGAUUCCAUAGGUCUGUGAUGAUGGUGGAGUUGUCAUGUCUUUUACACUGCGAACAGUGUGGCAACACUUCCAUCUUAUUCUUAUGUCAGUAUAUCUGAUUAUUUGAUACUUCUAAUUCUGUUAACUCCUUCUAUUUCAGGCUUACUUUAUUUCUGCCUGUAAUACAUCCAUGAUAGAAGUUUAUGAAAAAUAUUUUAACUAAGUUUUCAGUGUUUAGUUGAAACUCUUUUUUUUUUACUAUUUAAUAUUUGAUCUCUGAGGUGGAUGCAGAACGCUUGUUAUUAGGAUGCAUAGUUAUGCACCAUAACAUGUGUUUAUAACUGUAGGCUAUUUGAAAUAUCUCUUGCUGCUUGCAACAAGAGAUAUUUAAUCUGCUUUACAAGCAAUUUUAGCUUGUUGGAAAUAUCUCUUGCUGCUGGCGACAUGCUGGAUGUAUUAAGCUAUGAACAUUAACACAUGGCACUUCCUGCUGAACGUAAUAUACAUGGAAAUUUUAGAACUAUAAAAUUGGGAAUGACAUAAUAUUUAUGUUGGUACAAUGUUGAUGAAUCAUUUUAGUUGUGUUUCAUAGUAUAUCUGAAUGAAGCUUGGUUUUAUUUUAGUUAUUUUAUUAUAGUUUCAAAACUACAAGAUCUGCCUGUGUUGCAUACUCAAAUAUAAGGGUCUUCCAUGCCAAGAAAUGUAAUUUCAGGUAACAGACCCGUAUUGGUACAUGACCGAUACAGGUCAGGUCCAUGUCAAGCUUAUCAAAAUAUGGUAUGUCAGCAUGUACUGUAAUACUAUUUAUGGGGAAGAAAAAGAAGGAAAAAGAAGAAGCCAGAAGGAACAAAGGAGAAGAAGAAUGAUGGAAGGAGGAAGAAAAGAGGAGGGGAAGGAGAAGAAGUACUGGUCCAGUGGUGUUGGACGUCAGACUGGUUUGCAGCACAGGUACAACUCCUACGCAUGUCUGUGAGUCAUGAAAAAUCAUGCUGGAUAGUCCCAAGUGAGAUAAAAGCUUUAUUAUUCUUUGAUUUAGCUAAAAGCAUAAUCUCAAGUGAAAACCUUAAUUUUAAGUGCUUUAUAGCCAUAAUUGGGUGGGACACAGUAAGACUUCUUCAGGAAAGUAAGCUGCAAAAAUAUUGGCUAAUGUAAGUAGCUAAGCUUUCGAGAUAUGUGCUUCUGUUGUCACCGUGUAAAAGGAAUCAUAUUGAAGGAAUAACAUAUGGGAAACUUAUUUUUGGAGAGUUAUUCGUAUUUAGUAAUGGGGCAUCCCAGAAAUCUAAAGAUGGUCCAUUGCUGUUGUCAUUUUCGAAGUUCUAAAAUAUGUCUCAAAGUGGGAUAAUUUCAAUUGAAAAGUUGUAUAUACAAGGACACAAUCAUUAAAGAUUUUAAAGAGAUUCAUUAUUUUAUAGUAGUCUUCAGGUGCUAAGAUAAUAUUGAUGGGGCAAGCCACAAAGUAGUGCUAAAAGACAAAUCUAGAGGUCAGGUCAUACAUUUACUGAGGACUCUGAUAUGAUGAAAGAGAAGUUGAAAGAGAAAUAUCUUCCACUAUGGUAUCAGAUCAGACUAUCGGUGAAAUCUAGAUAUCGUGACACUGGGCUUGGGGCUGAAAUCCAAUGGAAUGCUGUCACAUGUUUUUGAUUCCUUGGAGCUUUAGUUAGCCUUAGAAGAUAAUAGCUAUCUCAGGUCACCCUAGAUUAGGAGACCGCCUCAGUACGUCAAUCUUUGAACUUGAAAGGAUGUCUGUUUACACUCAGUCUGUCCUCCAAGCAAGGGACAAAUAUGGUUCAUUGACUACCACUACUAUAAGCUAAAGCUACUAUGCCUAUGAAUGCCCUAAGAAUAACUUGGCUAUUCAUCCUGAAGAAAUUAUGAAGAUGGAACUAUGGAGAGAGUGUCCCACAUCUAUGAUGAAUUGGACAACAAUGAGGACCUACAUGAGUUUGAGGAUGAAACCCAACUUUAGAUCAUGAGGUGUGUUUGCUUUACCACACUAAAAGAGGAUAAUUUAAAUGAAUCUUUGUUUUGCAUACCUGCAGCAGAGGUGAUGAUAGAAGCUGCAAUUUUAUUAGUUAUCACUAAUGGAGGUAAUACCUGAUGUGGUGUUUAAAAGUGCUUUUUAGAGGAUAAAAAUUGAAGUCUUAGUUUCCUAGAUUUUAUUCAUCUAAGGUUGUUUAGGUGGACUCCACUAUGUUUGUUAGCCAAUACAUCGCUUGCUCCAAAUUUAGUUUGCCAAUGUUUAUGAAAUAUACUCCUGCAGAAGCAGGGCAGAUCUUACUUGGGAGGCCAUGACUAAAGAUCUCUGUGACUCGCAGUGGUAGGCAUACCACCUAUGUUUUCAAACAUGAUGGAAAGAAAAUGGUGUAUAAUCCUAGUAAGCCUAGAGUGAAGGCAUCCAAUGAAUUCUAUGCACCUGGUUGAAACCAUGCAUCCUUUAUGUGUCCUCAUUUUGAAGCAGUAUGAAUAAGGAAAUAUGGAACACACUCUUGUUUAUGCCUUAGCAACCAAGUCAAAAGCCAACCCACCGUAGAACCUAAAUUGUCUUUUAAAGUUAGGUUCAUACUGAGUUCAGGAUCUUAUAUCUAUAAAGUUAUUUGAUGAUCUUCCACUUAUGAAUGACGUGUAUCUCAACUCGUUCCAUUACUAAUUUUGCCAUACUAUCGGAUGAAUCCCGAUGAGUACCUGAAGUAAAGGAGGCUAGUAGAUGAGCUCAUGUGCCGUUUCAGCAUUGUUCACUCCAAAAGAUGGGAAUUGGAGGAUGCCUACACAAAAUGGAGGAGGAUGUGCCAUUUCCUCUGAUUAUUUGGCAAUUGCUUUUGUAUGGUUGAAGAGUACCAUGAAUGGAUAGGUGGUGCAAGUAUGCUGCUGAGGAUGCAGGCAUGAUAUUGCAAUGGAUGUACUCUUAGAAAUGAUCAUUUUUCUAAACUAAACUCAAGUCCUACCACCUCUGCAUUCUUGCAUUAGUUAACAUAUAGGGAAAUUCAACAGGUAUUGUUUUCAGCAGUCAGUUUGCCUAAAAAACACUCUAUUGAUUGGUUAAUUCUAGGAAAAAUUGCUUGCAUAUUUCUAUGAAUGCUUUUCUUUAAGGUCUCUUUGUUGACUAGGUACCACAAGCUUUGUUGCUUCAGUUAGGCAAAGUGCCAUAAAACAGGUUAGCCACGAAGCUGCGUGAUGUUACUGUUGGAGUCAUGACAUUCCAAUGCAUAUGCAAAUGGCCAGCAAUUGUGCAGGACAUGCAGGCACUUCAUCAAUUGUACAUUUGCUGCUGGGUUGAUCAAUUAUGGGAAAUAUGAGCUGUAAACAUGUAGAUUAGAAAUUAGUUUUUAAAAAUGUCAUGUAUAUCAUAGGAUGUAUACCAAGAUGCGGGUGUCUGAUCUGUAUCCGAGAAGAUGUUUUGCUAUAGAACUUGAGUGGUGUAAUUGGUUCUAAUGUAUCAGAUCCUGAUAUAAACGUUUCCCAUGCUUA